CAUUUGCCAACAGUCAAAUGCUUUGUGGAGCUGCGACGCAGCAGAUGGUUGAUUUAAGUGUCCGCCAGUCAAAUGACGGCCGGACAGAUAUUCAGCUGCAUGUUGGGGGAUUCUCAGUGAGCGCCAGGAGGCCCCGAGACGAGCACCGGGACGGAUUCCUCACGAUGAUGAUGACGAAGAGCGGCUUCUCCAGACCCUUCCUCCUCCUCCUCCUUUUCCUCUGCGGUGCCGCGCCUGGUCUGGGAUCAGUGGUGGUUAAACAGUACUCGUACUUCCAGGCUCAUCACACCUGGCACGAAGCUCAGCGCUUCUGCAGCAGCUUUACUUCCACGGACUUGGCCACCAUCGACAAGAAGUUGGAUGUAGGCCAGUUACACCUGGAUGCUUACCGGGCCUGGAUCGGCCUCCACAAAGUCACCUAUCCAGGCUCACCUGCCGACUGGGAGUGGAAGGAUGGUCAAUGCCUCAAUGACCCCAACUGGGCGGAGGAGCCCCUCCAGAGCCACGGCUGCGCCUCCGUCUUAUACAACCACGACAAGUAUUACGGCACCAAUUGUGAAGGCUAUUUCUUCUUCUUCUGCAACAAGAACUCAUUCGUACCGCAGUCGAAGACGUGGGCCGAAGCCCAGGGACACUGCAAGGGUCACAACACCGAUCUGGCCAUUUUACCAGGCGGCCAAGACGUCACCGACGCCGUCAUAAAGCAGGACUUUCCGGUCUGGAUCGGAGUCCGCCGAGAAGACAGAGGGGGAACAUUGAGGUGGAGCUCCGGGUUCUUGGAGUACGGAAAAUGGGCUUUAGGAGAGCCGGGUAACCUGGGGGGCGACUGCGUCUCCAUCUCCUCCACGGACAAAGAGAUGUCGACCCAAAUGUGCUCCGCCCGGUUCCCCGUCGUCUGCCGCUGGGACAACCUGGUCCUGGUGAAGGAGAACAAGACGUGGGAGGAGGCCCUGGAGCACUGCCGGCUCCUCGACUCGGACCGCUACCACGACCUGGUGAGCGUGCAGCCGGGGGACGACCACGGAUACAUGACGGAGAAGGUGGAGCAGGCCGACACGCAGGAGGUGUGGACGGGCCUCCGCUUCCUGGCCGGUGAAUGGCGGUGGGUGAACGCGGCGGCCAUGUUGUACCCCGACCUGCCGACCUGCCCCCCCGUGCGGCAGCGCUGCGGAGCUUUGUCCAAGGACGACUGGAACGGCCUGCUGCCCGCGGACUGCGCCGAGAAAAGGAACUUCCUGUGUUACAACAGGGACUGA
This is a messenger RNA of Cyclopterus lumpus (lumpfish), 1256 nucleotides long. RefSeq names its product macrophage mannose receptor 1-like. NCBI's taxonomy places the organism in Eukaryota, Metazoa, Chordata, Actinopteri, Perciformes, Cyclopteridae. The coding region runs from base 18 to 1256 and encodes 412 amino acids. The transcript is spliced from 6 exons. The record is from RefSeq and is a predicted model, not a curated record.